Molecule: messenger RNA, 354 nt
Organism: Angiostrongylus costaricensis
Lineage: Eukaryota; Metazoa; Nematoda; Chromadorea; Rhabditida; Metastrongylidae
Source: the annotation of a GenBank genome assembly
AUGACUGCUUCACCUGACUUCUCUUCUUGCCCAAAUUGCCAUUCACGAACUGUCACGUGGCGAAACACCUUUGUUGGUCUUCUCUAUGGUAUUUUCUGCUUUCCAUGCGGCAUUUACUGUUGUCUCAGGCUACGGCAGCAGCACUGCUCCAAAUGCGACUGUGAUGUAAUAAAGGCAACACCAGAAAUUUCACUGAAUUCACUUGGCUACUCUUUCCGCAACUAUCAUACUAUGGACAAAGGAGUGCCGGCUAUUAUGGCGACCUCAUACCGAAACAUGGCUUAUUCGGCCAGCAUAGCUUCCUCUCAUGAACUCUCAGAACACCCUAACAACUCACAAACCGAGCUUGUUUGA